Molecule: messenger RNA, 23729 nt
Organism: Pelobates cultripes (western spadefoot toad)
Lineage: Eukaryota; Metazoa; Chordata; Amphibia; Anura; Pelobatidae
Source: the annotation of a GenBank genome assembly
AUGAGUCGUGCUUCAGAACAAAUUGUAAGUAAUCUAAUUUCUAACUUCCAUUAAAGCAGUAUUGUGUAUAAUUUAUCCACUCCACAGAAACCACUUUGUAGCUUAGGAAACUGCACCCAAAUACCCACUGCACCAUAACCACUGAAACAAGCUGUAGUGAUCCAUAGUGUGUCUUUUUAAAUGUUCUUUAGGAACAAAGCCAUAUAUUUUAUACACAAUAGUAUUAUCCAGUGAGCUUUACAUAUGUGAGACCUAGAGAGAGAAUAUUAUAAUAUUAGCAAAAGUAAAGCAUUAAAAGUUAAAUUGAGGGAAGGACAGGUAGAGGUCAAUGGUCCUUCAAUUUAUUGCGAGGGAGGAUUGAUGGACCUUCCACUGCCUAAAGUUAAAUAUACACUGUUUAGUAGAUAUACCUCCAGUGAAACCAUGUAUUCAUUUGAUCUUUUAUUUGGGAUAUAUCUAUACGCUGCAUACCUCUGGGCAGCCACAGAAAGUCUGGGUUGGAUUAGAAGGUGGGAGGCCUUGCAGAGGCUUGAAAGAAAUCAGAUUUCUCAAUGAGAAUUUGUGCAAAGCAGGUGCUCUGGGCAAUUGCUGCCCUCUGAGAUUAGCUCAAUUGAGCUAAACAAAUCAAGACGUAACAGGAAUAUAAGGUUUAAAAUGUACACCUCUUCAGAAAUAAAGCACUUUAGCAGGCUUCUGUAAAAAGUAUCUUCAAUUAAUUAAAAAUAUAUAUAUUUAUUUUUUUAUUUUUUUUAUUUAUCCUUUUUUAUUUUUGUUGUGCACAUAAACCAGUACAAACAUGUCUUGCCACAACAGCAAUUACACACAUAAAAUAUAAUUUGAGAACAGUGUGGAUGUGGGACUACAAAUUUUUUUUAAUAUUUUGUAGGACAUUAUAUUUUUAGUGUUGGUCAGAAGGGAGGCUAGAAGGCUUGUGAGUCUUGGUUUUGCUUUUAAGGAGAACUGGAAUUUUAUAUGUUAAAACAAUCUUCUUUGACUGACACUUUUUUUUUAAACAAAGCUGCCAGAAGAUUAUUUUCUGGCAGAAGAGGGAUUGUUACUAGAAGAAAUGGUAGAAGAAGAUGAAGAUAUUGAUCUGUACAAUGAAGUGACUUUUGGAUUAGGUAGGCUGGAUUGGAACGAUACAAUGUCCAUUUAUUAUCUGAAUUACAUGGGUUUUUAUCAUGUUUACAGUUUAUUAUUUAGACCCCCAGUGACUAGAAUAAUUUCUGUCUACACACCUCUCUAUUGGUUUACAUAAGGCAUAUAAAGUUAAAGCCGUAGACAACAGACCCUCAACAUUGUUAAAUCCGUGCUGCCAAUCUCUCUGUUUACAAUAUCCAAUCUCAUCAUUCUGCUAUCUUUUUUUUAAAAUAUUUUGAGAUCAAGAUUCUGAAGAGGAGAGCACAAAACCAGAUGUGGAGGAGGAGGAGAAGAAAUCUGACCAGAAAGAGGCCAUUAAGAAUGCAGACCCUAUUGUCCAAGCCAAAAAAGAGGACAAAAAAUCCCCAUUCCAGGAAGUGAAAAUUGUGGUGGAAUCUCCUAAACACGAUGCUCCUUCUAUGAACAUGGAUGAUCAUGAUACAUCAAACCUGGAUGAAUCUGAACUAGGAGACCCUGCAGUGAUGAAGGCUUUCCAUGGAAAACCGACUUUGGAGGUAACCUGCAUAUUAUCUACCUGUGAUAGUCCUUGUAGUUCUACGAUUGUUGAUGUUCUUCUAGUGAGUCUCCUAUUUGAAGCAUUUACUUGUGUUCUAAAUGCUUGUUCAAAGCAACACCCAAUGCCCGCAACUGUAGAUCUUUUGGGGUUUUUCUUGGGGGGGAUUGGAUUGUGUCUAACCAUAGGGUAGGGGAGUGAGGAAAACUGCACCACUGUCUAAUAUAUCCGUACCUUAAUUCACUGUGCUGUUUAUUGUUGUGUUUUUUUUAUUUUUAUUAUCUAGAGCAUGGACAGUGCAGUUGUAGACAGUGGAAUUGGAUCUGCUUGGGCCGAGUUUGAUACAGAAUAUGAUACGGUAAAAGGUUUAACACUUUAACAAGCCUAUAUGUCUUUAGUGGUGCAUUUAGGUCUGUCUGUGUGUCUUUCUCCGUGCAUCGAGUUGCCAUUGCAAUCUUUUUAAUAUAACUUUUUUUUUUUUUUCCCUUCUCUUACACCUAGAGUGGAAUGGAUUCUGGAAUGUGGGAAGCAUCUCCGAGGGCAUCAGUAGGUCAAAUAUUAGAGGUAAAUUAUUAUUUUUUUGUAUACCAAAAUUAUUUCAUGUAAAACUUUUUUUUUUUUUUUUUUUUUUUUAAAGCUUUAAAGAAUUGGUUUUUUAUUAAAGCAUGAGCAGUUGAUAUAUUAUAUAAUCUAGUUUAGUCCAGGAACAUCCUGGAUACACAGAAGUGAGACCUCAAAAAACAAUUUUAAGAAAUUUGAUACAGGUCCAAAAUCGGGUUAUUCCUGCCAAAUCAUUAGAGGGUGGGUGUGUUUUAUAUGUAUAAUUUUAAUAUAUCCAGUUUAGUCAGAGCACGUGUUGAAAAUUUGGAGAAAGAGAGACAAAAAAUGAGAACCCUAAGUGGAUUUCUAAGUUCGGUUCUGAAACGAUGAACUUAAAGCAUAGUGGACUUACAGAACUUUCCAGGUUGGCUAAUUUUACCUUAAUUUGAAAUUUAUUUUAGUAAAUAUUUUGUAUUGUUUAAUUUAUCCUCUUUUCUGUCCCUUACACCGGACUGUCAGCUUAGAGAAAGCAUACAGAGUUUGUCACGAUGUCUAGUUUAUGCUGAACCUCCUUUUUGUAGGCCGGUUUAUGACGCCCAGCCUAUUUUGAGCUGCAGAAGCCGGAUGCUGAUCCUGCCACUCCUUCAUUGGUUGAGAGCAGCUGAUGUUCUAUCUCAACCAAUGAUGCUCCUCUGUGCACAGAAUUGACAUAAGCCAGCCCAGAACUCUUGUUGGCUGGCCAAUGACUAUGCUAGGGUUGAAAUUACCCCUCCGGCAGCAAAGUUGUUAAAACUCUGUAUGCGCUGUGUUUUCAUAGUGAAACUCUGCACAGUGACCCCAGGCACCAUAACCACUUGAAACAAUUUCAUGUCAAGUUGCGUGAAGUAAUCAUUUACACGUUUUGUUUUUAAAUGUGAAACACAAAAGUUUGGCUGCACUCAUGGUCUUGCUUUAGUGUAGUUUCUUUAUUCAAAAUCCAGAGAUCGACGUUUCAGUCCCUCUUGGGACUUUCAUCAGGAUCCAGAUACAUCGUUCUUAAAUAUGGAUAUAGUUAAAGCAUUAUUUAUUUUUUCAUGGGGGCAAUGGUUUAUUUUAACUAUGAUUGCCUUGGUAGGCUGAAUAUAUAAAAUAAAAGUCUAAAUUGUGCAGCAUAUCUGUGAGUUUGUUCUAAAUGCCCUUUACUUUUUGUAGGAUCAAGCAAUCCUUAGAAUUAUGGAUAAGGCGCCUUAUCUCCCACAAGCCAACUUUGAUUUCCUUGACUCUCCAAUCCAGCGAGGUUAUUUGUGUCCACCAAGACUCCAAGGCCCAGAAAUGGGUAUAAUGUCUCCUAAGCCUUAUCGUCAGCGUUUCAUGAGGCAGGUGAGAUGUGACUCGUAUUAAAAUGUAACUUUUUAGAAAAAGUGUAAAUGUGGGAAAAAAUAGAUAUUAUGGGCAGAGGAGAACCAAAUGGUAUUGCGAUCCAGCACAAAAUAUAAAGGAUAACGAAGGCCAGAGGCAAUGGGAGGAGUACAAUCAGUGGGUACACAACUGUGAUGCUUUAAAUAUUCCACAUUUCCCCUCUUCCCCACCACCUUCCUUGCAGCAAUCGCCAUUAGCAGGCCGCCCAAUGCGUCCAGGAUAUCCAUUUACUCCACCGAGGAGAGUUCCUCCAAAUUUCACACAAAAUCAGGUAAUGUUAGCUAAAACUUGUGGGGUGGGGGGGUUUUGCUUUGUGUUUUUUUUGUUUUUUUUGUCUGUUUUAACAACCUAUGGUGGACUACGUGUCUUGUGUCUCUCCUAUUGCUUUAGGAUUAGCAAUACUGGUAAAAUGGCGGUGUUCACUGAUAAUGUUCUUAUUAGAGAUUCACUUCUCACUUGCAAACUUUGUUUUACAGAUAAUUUGAGAGAGCAUCUCUACAGCUAGAUAUAGAUAUAUAUCUUUUUUUUUUUCUCCUUGUUUUAUUUAUUUUAUGGUAUUCUUAAUUUAGCAUGGUACGUAAAGAUGUUGGCUUAUUUUUAAAAUUGUAACUUACUUUAUUUAUUCCCACCUUCAGUCUCCAGGUUUUAUGUCCCAGACCCCCUUUAGGCCGAUGUCUCCCAAUGUCAGUACACCAGCCAGACCCAUGACUCCCAAAAUGGUCCGAAUGCAUUUUGGGCCGAUGUCACCCAGUCCCAGCCUGUCUCCAUUCUUCAGCCCAAUGGGUAACACGUUGCAAAGGUUUAAGUAAGUUCACACCCCAGUUUUCUUCACUAUUUUGUUGUCUUUAAGGUGCACAGUUUGCUCAGCUGACAGUACCUCAGUCACAAGUCUAAUUCCCACCUAGGUCAACUUGGCUCUCCUUUCCUCUGACAUUGAUUAGAAUGCAUACUAUCAAACUUCUUAAAUAUCAUCUAGACCACAAGAUGCAAUGGGGACUAGAAACUACCUAAAUAAUAUAUACCAAUAUGUGUGGUGUGGGUUCUCUAAUCCAACUGAUACAGUAACAUUUCCUGUUCACCAACUAGAAAUGGAAAAACUUAGAUGAGUAACCUAAUCUAUGGUUUCACAUAAAUGUAAUUCCUCCUACAAACUGGUGACCUUAGUAAUUUUUGCCCAGUCAUGUGAGCUUGCUGUUCUGUAUGCUGCAUGUCCAUCUGUUGCAUGCAUUCAAUUUGUGAUAACUUUGAAUGUAUUGAUCUCCAAUUUUCAGGGUUCCAGGACAUGUAACGCAGCUCCAUCCCCAGCAUCGGCGAAUUCUUAACCAACGCCAGAGAGCACAGAGGUAAAGAGAGAUUUUUAAUAUUGUUUCGAAAUCCAUUUUAAGGGGUUUCAAAUAUCCAGCCUUUAUAAUGGUACUGCUUCACCUACUAAACCUAAAUGGUCGCAUUAAAAACUUUCUUAAAAUAUAUAAUUUUAUUACUUUUUUAUUUAUUUAAAAUGUCAAAUUUAGUAUAAUUGCUAUGCCCCUCCACAUUCAUGUAGUCUCAUACAUGUGCAAGACUGCACAUGCCUCCAUAGAUCCCAGUUCCUACUUUUUGAUUGGACAAUGGUGACAGUGGAGCUCUGCCAUUUGUCAACCUCUGGCUUUACCAGAAGACCAGGUAGAAUCCCUACUUUGUCAUGUUGUAUCUUUGAAUUGUAUUAGAUUAUAUUUUCAUUAAGUACUUAGAAGUGCCAAAACUGAUUUUGUUUAACAAAGUUACAGAAAAGUAGAUGCAGAUGUAAUGCAUGGUUAGGCAGUGGCUUUUUAUUUAAAUUUUUUUUAUUUUUUUGUAAUACAUUACCAAUUUAAUUUGCCAUCUGUUUGGUGGUUUUAAUAUAAAAUAUUUUGCCAAGCUCAGUUUUGUGUGUUUUUAUCUUCUUAUCCUAAGCUCCUCCCGGAAACAGUGGGACAGUAGGCUGGAUCCCUAUGCUAGCUUAAUGUCUCAGAAGGAGAAAGAAUGGGUAAUUAAACUUCAGAUGAUUCAACUGCAAAGUGAAAAUCCACAUCUGGAUGAUUAUUAUUACCAGGUAACUAAUGGCGGUUAUGGGUGAGGGGCAGGAAGUGCAGGAUUCUGCCUGACCGUGCUACGUUAGGGGGUAUUGUAGUGCCAGUGUGUAUGGGAGUGAUUCUCUGUGUAUCUGUCAGUAUGGAUAUGCAUGUAUAGGAGUAUGAAUGUUUGUGAAUUCAUGUCUGGGAAUAUGGAUCUUUUCUAUGUUGCCCUCAUUGGAGGAGAAAACGUUUGGUCACGUUAUCCCACUGGAUCUUUUUUUUUUUUUUUUUUGACAUACCGUUUAAUUGAAUAAAUCCACUUCGGUCAUCUGUUUAUAAAACGGUGCUAGAAGUUGUAAAAACCAUGCGCAAACUUGGAGAUUUUAAAGGCUUACUCCAAGCAUCACAAACAAUGUGUUCUAAACUGAGUCCCCAGUGAUGACAUCCGACUUUUGCAGAAGACCAUCCCCUGGCUGAGCGAGUCGUCUAACUGCUAUCAGCCAAUGACUGCAAUUCUGUGCAUUAAAAUAUGCACAGAAUUAACAUUAGCUAGCUCCGAACUGUUGGUUCCGUUCUGUCUGACGCCUCUAUGGCUCUACCCAGGGGGGAGUUUCAACUCUUGAAGCAAAGGGAUUAAACUCCUGUAUGUGCAGUAUUUCAUAGUUAAAUUCUGCAUAUAGACUCCAAGCACCAUGACCUCUUUAAAUCAUUGAAAGUGGUGGUGUGUGUGUGUGGGGUUUUUUUUUUUUGUUUGUUUGUUUUUUUUGUAUCCAUUUAAAUAAAAAAUUGACUUUGCUCUUUGAUUUUUAAUUUUGCAUAAACAUUACCCUUUUUUUUUGGCCUGCCCCAUUACUUCUAGUUUAGGUCCAGGUAUAGUAUUCGUUCCUCUUACUUAUGCCUCGUUUCCACGGAGCGGUAUAAUUCGGGUCGGUACGGGUUAGAAUGGUCCAGCCUAUUCAGAUGAGCAUUUCCACUGCAAGUUGGACCGAGAGGGCAUUCGGGGUUUAGACCAAAUGCCUAGCGUGUCAUUUGUCAUGAGCAUUGACGUUUUCCUGUCCACCAAUCAAUGGAUUAUAUAGUGUGACGCCAGUAGCUCUGCUCUAACUGUACCAUACCAUUUCCUGCAGACCUAUAUCUGAAGGGGGCCCAGGAAUGGUUUGGUUCAGUUGUAUGGGCCACUUACAUAAUGGAAACACUCAAAAUAGCGUACUGACCCCAGCCGUACUGCUCAGUGGAAACUGGGCAUAUGCUUAUUUUCAGUUACCCUUUUCUAGGUAGAAGUUAAAUAUAAGACUAUGCAUUUGACAGAAGCCCCCUCAUCCCUCCCCCAAAAUUUGUUCAUUGGCUAUAUUGAGUGUCCAAACUAGUUUUAUAGAGGCCCAUUCUGGGGGGCAGAGCCUAACACCUGAACUGACUAGACUCUAUUUUCCUGAGCUCCCGAUGCCUGAUAAUAAAUCUAACUAAAUAGACUAUGCCAGAGUACAAACCAUCGGAGAAAACAAUUGCCCUCUAAUCCUCACGCUAUGCGCUGCGAGCCAAAGCCUUUCUUGUCCCCACAGAAGGGCAGGAAAGUGCGCCGCAGGCCUAGGGCCUGCCUCACUCUCACACUGAAGGCCGCGCUCUCAUAUCUGGUGUACCCCACGGAAGUCCAAAACACCUCCCGAACAACCAGCGAGGACUCCCAGCAGUAUGUGCCGGAGAUCACAGAAACUGAAAGAACAUACGAGCAGUGACUCCCAAGAUAUUGGCACUAUGCUCCAACACCCGACCACCAGCAAAAUGGUGGCAUGCCCAGAGCGAGACAUCAGCACCUCCACCUCAGACCGGGCAACGGGAGAGACCUUGGAACCCCCAGCACCUCAUACACAAGAUACAUUGCCUGUAGAUCAAAAUGCCUUGGCACCAGCCACUAAACUGGACAAUAAAAAUCUCAUUGGAACUAAAACCGAUGUCUGCGGCCGAUAUGGACCUGAUGAGAACAGAGGUCCAAGUGGUGACCGCAUGUGUGCAGGCCUCCAGAGAAGACAUACUAAAUGUGCAGCAAGAGAUAAAGGCCUUAACCCCUUAAGGACACAUCACGUGUGUGACAUGUCAUGAUUCCCUUUUUAUUCCAGAAGUUUGGUCCUUAAGGGGUUAAAAGAAGACUCUCUCCAAUUCAGACUCAGACGAACUACACCACUACUUCAGGAGACUCCAACAGUGCUGCUGCCACAUGCUCAGGCGAAGAGAUUAAUCCUAGAUGGCUUCUUUCACAUAAAUAAGCCCAAACAAGCACCUAAAUCAGCAUCCCUGAGAUAUGAUCAUCAGGUGUCAAACUAUGACCGAUAAACCGUGGAUCCUAGCUGCGUAGAGUGAAAGGCAAGUCUUCAUUGGACUUUGAGUCCUCACUGUUCUAUCGUUGCAACAUGCUAUGACUCUCUCGCUUACCUCAAUAAAGAGGCUCAUUCUGCAUAUGAUAUACUGGAAUUGUGUGUCCUCUUUCAAACUAGUGUGUAUGCAAAGGCAGCUGUAUGCUAGAGGCACAGUAUUCCAGGAGGACUGUACAGAAGGGUAUCUAUUUACCUGCGAGAAUAGGUCUGCUCUUAAAAUACAUAUAUAAUUACUAGUCGCAACUGCUUUGAUCAUGAGUAAAAUGUGAACCUCUAAUUAUUUAAAGAAGUUCUAUGAAAUAAUAAAAUGCUCUAGAAACUAACUGUGCACAGUGCUUUUUAUUAACCCCAGACUUAUCCGACCAUCUGGCAUGUUUUAUUUUAAAUAUACAAUGUCAAAACCGCUAUGCAAAAGUUUUCUCUUUCAGACUGACAAUAAAAGGAAUGUAUAUUUAAUUUUUAUCAGACCUAUUAUGAAAAAUUGGAACGAAGAUUAGCUGAAGAAGAGCUUUUUGGAGAGCGCAAAAAACGGGAACCCCCUAAACUGGUUACUCCUUAUAUUCAAAAGACCGAGACCUACGAAUCAGGUAUGCACUAUUUAAGAUGAUGUGGGGGGGGGGAAUGCAUAAAAGAAUGUUUAAGUUUUGCAUACAUUUUGCUGAUGGACCCUCCUAAAAAUAUUGUGUAUAUAAUUAAGAAAUCUUUCAUUUUGUAUUUACAUUGCUGACUUAAGUGUGCAUCUUGGUUUUGAACUUUUCAUUUAGUCUUGACCCGUGUUGAAGAGCAUGUCGAUAGCGUUUUUAAGUCUAGGUAAUUCUACUACAAACCAUAUAAAGUGAAUGGAAAUACCAUUCAUGAUGUUUUAAUUUUUUUUUUUUUUUUUUGUGUGUAAUUAUCGUGCCAGGAGUCUUUCUACCCCCACUAUUUCAGACACAGAAGUAGAAACAUAGUCUGAGUUGAGCUAACCGUCAGACAAAAGUCAAGUGAAAGGGUUUGAUUACUUCCAAUGGAGGGGAGGGCAACAACUUGGUGUAGUGGUUAUGGUGCUUGGCAGGUUCUGUUUGUAUCAAUUGAUGGGUAUGUUGUGCAUAUUCGAUCUGAUCGAUUUUUGAAGAAUGGGUGAUUUAUGUAUAUUUGUCAUACACCUACCUACCCACUGUCCCUAUUUUAAGCUGACAUUCCACUGUUCCUCGCUUCUACAACAGCUUUAUUUGCUGUGGAGCUUUUUUAUUUCUAUAUACAGAGGAGGAACCUGGGUCACUUUGCAUCUCCUCGCCCCCUGGCAGUUUUAAACUUCCCGUUCAAUCCCAGUGUUUCUCAUAACCCCUCACAGAUGCACACUCCCUGGUAUGGCCACACAUUUGCCAAAUUCUUCACUUUUAUGGUCAUUGGGGGCAUGGCAGUCCCCUGGUAUUUAGUGAUUGGGGAGGUAGUGACUGUAGUAGUUCUUCCCCCUUGAUAUUUACUAUGGAGUUAACAUGCAAGCCGCAUAUAACUCCACUUCCUGUAACUGUGAGGCAGCUCCCUCCCUCUCCCUACUACACCUGGGUAGAGGAUAACAAAGUCUUCUACCCAGAUCCCGUGCAGACACACUACAAGAAAUGACUGACAGAACGGUAGUGCUCCCAUCUGUCACCCUGGGCAGACCGCUCCCCUGUAGUAUGCUACUGACUCACAAUUUUUUUUAUUUUUUUUUUGACAUUCUUUAUUUUGAGUUUUUCCAUCAUGACACAUACAUGUGUAACAUAACCAACAAGUUUCAACAAGGUUUGUAUAGAAACAGUAGACAGUGCAACAGAGGUGUACCAUCAACAUUCCACUGGGUGGCUACGGUUCCCUUUGUAUCUUAGUCUUGGCUCUAGCCAGCUUUGAGGUUUAGGCCGCGUUGUCUGUCUGUCAUCGUACGUGGGUAAGGCACUGCGGUGCAGGACCUAAUGCGGGUUAAGGAACAGGUCAGAAAGAGUGUUGUCGUUUUGUAAUGCCUAAUCCCUACGUCCAACGGUGGGUCGUAAGUGGUUGAGGCCCCUUGUAUACAUGCCUGAUGGGGUCCGUUCUGUGUCUCAUGGUGGCUGAUCGGACCCGAGGAUGUGGUGUGGUAGGCUAGCUUUCUCCCUUUUGCACUAUAUGUCAUGCUUCUGUUUUUGUUCUGAGUUGGCAUCUAGUACUCGUGCCCUGUAGGUAGGGGAUGGGGAAAAGUAAGUGUAGAGGUUGAGGUGUGUCAAGUCGAUCGGGUAGGGUUAAUAAAAACAUGGGACCACUACUAGAGAAGUAUGUCCCGUCAAUGGGUUCCUUAGUCCCCUGUCCUAUUGUUAGUCAUCCUUAUGUCCCGUGGUGUGGGUCCUAGUGAGUGAUUCCCCUGGCCCCUUGGUCCCCCAGACCCCAUCAGUUCCUGUUCCAGAGUAGAGGUCCUAUCUUACGGGCGUCCUGUGCGGAGGGCUCAGCCUCCGGCCUCUGCCUGUAUGGGUGGCUAGGGGUCUCAAGGGUCGGGGCUGGGAUAGGAGAGAGAAGGGGAGGGGGGGGCACGUUUGGAAGGCCCUGGUGGGCCCCCCUUCGACCCUCGCGGCCACGUCCCCGCCGCCGGUCCCGGCCACGCACCCACCCGCCACAGCUCAGCCCCUUCGGGUCCAUCAGUAUCCGAAAUGUAUUCUAUGCUAUCCUCUUCGAAAGGUAGGAUUUCCAGGGGUACCAUUUGAGAGCGCACCUGUCCGAGCAUUCUUGCAGGGAGGCAGUCAUUAGUUCCAUAUCGUGGAUGGUUUCAACUUUAUCCACCCAUUGUCUGUAUGUGGGGAUCGUAGGGUGCUUCCAGUGUAGGGGUUUUGGCCGCGGUGAGCAGAUGUAUGGUGAGUGAGUUUUUUGUAUGUUCGCAUGGGUGUGUGGUGCAGGAGCAUCAGCAAAGGCUGGAGGGGGAGGUCCGUUCCCGUGAUCUCCCUAAUCUUUGUAUUGAUCAUCUGCCAAAAUGGUGCUAUAUGUGGGCAGGACCACCAGAUGUGCAGGUAAGAACCAGGUUCUGCCCCACAUCUCCAGCACUCACCCGUGUCAGCAUGUGGCAUGUGCCUAAGAGUGUCAGAUGUUUGGUACCAACGUGUCAGGAGUUUAUAACUAGUUUCUUGGAGCUUAUGGAACAUUUAUGGGUUAGGAGGAAGAUUUUAUCCCACUCUUGGUUUGUCAGCUGGAUUCCGGUCUCACGUUCCCAUUUACUUGUGAAGCCUAGUGGACCGCUAUCUGCCGUCGUUAGGAGGGUUCCAUACAUGCGCGAAAUGCCAUGUCCUAUGUGCUUCCUGUUUGUGCACAGUUGUUCAAAGUCCGGGUGGGCGUGCCAGUCGACAAUUCUGUGCAGGUGAGCGGCUUGAUAGUAGGCAAGUAGAGAUGGCAGCCCCACUCCACCCGCUGCAUUAGGGAGCUCCAGGGUCACCUUACGGCCGUUGCUACCAAUCUGAAGAAUGCUUGUGGGAUCUUUUGUGGGUAGGGUCGCGAACAGGUAGAGUAGUCUCGGGAGUAUAUUCAUCUUGAUUGCACUGAUGCGACCGAACCACGUGAUAUACAGCCCUGACCACCUUGCUAGAUCUUGUUGUAUGGUCGACAGGAUAGGGAGUAAGUUUAGCUGGUACAGUUGGGUGAGGUCCUUCGGCAGCCAGGUAGCGGAUUUCUGUCGCACACCAGGCAAAGGAGAAUUGGGAGCUGAGGCGAUCGGCGAGUCCUGCAUUCUGUGUUAGCAACAUGGCUUCUGACUUGUCCAGGUUUAGUUUCAGAUUUGAUACUUGGCCGUAAGCGUCGAAUGCAUGUAGCAGGUUAGGUACCGAUAUCACGGGUUGUUCAAAGAAAAAGAGCAUGUCGUCUGCGUACGCCGCCACCCUGUGCUUCUCACCACCCACCCUGACCCCUGUUAUGCCCCCGUCCCAUCUGACCGCCUCCAGGAAUGGUUCCAGGGUGAGGGCAAAUAGGAGGGGGGACAGGGGGCAGAUCUGCCAGGUCCCAUUGCCGAUGGGAAAUGUUUUCGUCAGGGCCCCGUUGUCUCGGAUCCUCGCUGUUGGCGUGGAGUAUAAUGCAGAGACCCAGGCGUGCAUGUAGGGCCCGAAGCCCAUGUGCCGCAACGUUUCAGCCAUGAACACCCAGUCGACUCGAUCGAACGCCUUCUCGGCGUCCGUCGAGAGUAGUACAGUGGCUCGGUGGGACGUUCUGGCGGCGUGAGUAACAUUGAGUGCCCGUAUAGUGUCAUCCCUGGCCUCUCUGCCCGAGAUAAAACCCACUUGGUCCGGGUGGAUGAGGUCUGGCAUGAUCCGGGCUAGUCUCAGGGAUAGGGCCUUGGUGAAAAGCUUCAAGUCGGCAUUCAAUAAUGAGAUGGGCCUAUAGCUCGCGCAAUUGGCUGGGUCCUUGCCCUCUUUGGGGAUUACCGUGACUGUUGCCGCUAGGGAGUCCCGUGGGGAAGCUCCCUGUGUCCCCUAUGGAGUUCAGGCCUGCCAGGAGGCGCGGAAGGAGCGUGUCGCGGAACGUCCGUAGGUAUGAGUGGUAGGCUAUCGGGUCCUGGGGCCGUGUGUGUGUGUGUGUGUGUGUGUGUGUUUGUUUGUGUUUGUUUGUUUUGUUUUUUUUUGUGUGCUGUGGCUAGCUCCUCCAGGUCCUCCGCGAGUUCCAGGGUGAGAUUGCGGGUUACGUUCGCCAGGUAGAGAUUCUCCUGCGCCGAUUCUGGUCUGAUGCACCCCGUGUGGCCUGCAUUGAGUUGUAAAGGUCCGUAUAGUAGGUCCGAAAGGUUUCCAUAAUUCCGUUAGGCAGGCUGUUGUUCCUGCCAUCUCGUGGAUAUGGUGGGACCUCCUCUGCGCCCGGAGCAUCUUGGCCAGGAGCCUGCCGCUCUUGUUAGAGUAUUCGUAGAAAAACCUGGCUGAUUUCUGCAAGGUGUGUAGAUGUCCUUUGGAGAGGUGGUCCCUGAGCGCUCUGCGAGCUUCUGUCAGUUGAAGGUAGGUGUCGUCAUCUAGGGUCUGCUUGUGGGCAUUCUACAGGGUUGCGAUCGUCUUCGUUGGGUCUGUGAUGCAGCGCACCUUCUCUUUCUUGCGUCUUGUUCUGUUGGAAAUAGUGUCCCCGCAUUACACACUUAUGGGCUUGCCAUACUGUCAAAGAAGGCAUGUCGGGGGUGUCGUUUAUGUCGAAGUAUUGGGUGAGUAGUUGUUGAGCCGUGGUGCGUGCAUCUAGGUCGGUCAGCAGCGUUUCAUUAAGCCUCCAUUGGCGUUCCGCUCAUUUGCAUCGAAACUGGGGCAUGGUCCGAGUGGCGCAUAUUCCCAAUGUUAGCGUUGUGUAGCUGUGUCAGGUAUUCCUGUGACAUAAAGAUAUAAUCUAUGCGGCUGUACUGCUUGUGUGUGGGCGAAUAGUAGGUAUAAUCCCUAUCAUCAGGUUGGGUUGCUCUCCAGCAGUCGACCAGCCCCACUGUGUUCAGGGCUCGCCGGGCCUUGUUUGGGUAUGGCACUGGUGCCCCUCGAGGAGUCUAAGCGUGGGUCUAGCGGCAUAUUCAGGUCCCCUGCUAGUAUCAAGAGUCCCUCCCUAAACCGUUCUCGUUUGGACAGUGUUUUGGCCAGGAAAGUGUGUUGUGUUCGGUUCGGGCUGUAUAUACAGGCGAAUGUGUAGGCAUGGUCUGCUAUGGUGCCCUUGAGGAAUAUGUAUCUCCUGCCCGGGUCUGUAAGCAUCUUUGUGUAGAUAUGGAAUCGAGUGCGCAACGAGGAUUGCGACGCCCGUUUUCUUGACGUCCGGGUGACAGGCGUAAUACCCCUGUGGGAAACGGUUGUUUUCGAGUUUGGGAUGGGCACGGCUCACUAAGUGCAUCUCCUGCAAGAAUGCCACGGACACCCUCUCUGCCCAAAAUUGGCAGAGCAGCUGGGAACGUUUAUCCGGAACGUUGAGACCCCUAACAUUGUUCGACCACGGCUUAAGCUGCGCCGGGCGCACACGCAACAUGGCUCUGGGUCCCAGGUCCCCUCCCCCCGGAUACCCGCCAGACGGCGGCGGUCAGGGGUGGGAGGGGCCAGAGGUAGCAAGGAAGGGUGGGGCCAAUACGGGGAAGGGGCAAGUAAAUGCAACGUCUAACCGCGGUCCGACCUAUAUGUACAAAGAAGGUCUGUUGCAUGGGGUGCAGUAAAAGCCACCUGUGGCGUCCGUCGCACGUACGUGGAAUGUCUGUCAAUGACAGUCUCCCAGGUCACCCAACCCGCUGGUGGGGGAGGGGGGGUGUCUAGUGCGUGAAAUCCCAGGUGUAGGGAAGUACCUGCUCGGAGCCGGUGGCCCCUUAUCUCAUGAGUGCUUGGCUAGCUACUAUUUCGGGGUUGUCUAGGGCCAUAACUAGGUGGGCUUUCCCACACCAUAAUUCCCUCAGGCCUACUCCACAUUCACCGUCCCAGGGUACCCAGGUGGGGUGCCAAUGGUCUCGGUCUGUCACCUCUAUGGAUAAUUCGCGGAUGCGUCAUCCCGAGCGUCCAGUCCCACCCUGCGCUCUGGGUCCGUCCAUGGGCCAUGUCUGUCCGUCCGUCCGUCGCUCACCCUAAAACUUGCAACUAAAUAGAAACAUCAUAUACAAUAACAGAGCCUAUACAGCCUCCAUAUCUCAAGCGUACCAUCCCCGACCUCCCCUGGCUCGCUGCCUCCGGACUCCGUGUGCGGGCCUCCCGUCUGCGUACCACUAGGUCAUCCGCUGGGUCCCCCCUGGGCAGAGAUAUAUUUUCUCCUGCAGUAAAUGGGGAAACAAGAGACUUGGUAGAAAAAACAUACAUAUGGUUAACUAUCUGUUCAGAUUAACGUUGAUAACGAGGUUGGUUUUACUCCUGGGCAAAUCUAUGUGUGUGUGUGUGUUUUAAAAUAAAUAAAUAAAUAAAACAAAAAAAAAAAGCCAAUAUUCCCCUUCAUCUUAAUAAUGAUGUAGGAGCAGAUGGCAAAUGCAUUAUGCAUUCAUUCAAAUGUUUACAUUGUGCAUAAUAUUGAUUUUAUAAAAUAUUUCACCAUGAAGGAUACAUUGAGAUUUCUUGUUUCCAAGUAUGUCCUUGAAUUGUUACCAUAAUUACUCUAGCUGUAUAUUAUGCGACUACAAUGUCACUAUUAAAAUGUUACCUGGCAAAUUCUUUUGUGAAUUUAUUUUGUCUCUAGUGUAGAGUGCUUCUUAGAAACUACUUGUAGCCCAUAUAGUGCUUAAUCCAUGUAGAGCGGAUACAUGCUGUAUAUCCCUUGUGGUUUUUAAUAACUUUAUAUUUUACUUUGUUAGUGGUUCACAUUGAAGGUUCACUGGGACAGGUGGCUGUUUCAACCUGCUACAGCCCCCGAAGGGCCAUCGAUGCAGUUUCUUAUAUUGUACCCGAUGAGGUAAGGCCUUGUUUGAAGUUUUUAUGGUGUGAGGGAAAAGCUUAAUAUAUCUUUGCAUGAUUUAAAUUUUUAUUUUUUUCCCUUUAAUUAGGGAUGGCUUGCUUCCAAAUAACUGCUGUGAUUCUAACUAGCACUACAAUCACAAAACAACUAAAACAAAUAGGUUGCUGUAUUUAAAUAUUAAAGGGACACUCCAGGCACCCAGACCACUUCUGCCCAUUGGAGUGGUCUGGGUGCCAACUCCCACUACCCUUAACCCUGCAACUGUAAAUAUUGCAGUUUUCAUAAACUGCAAUAUUUACCUUGAAGGGUUAACUCCUCCACCCGGGCACUUCCGGGUUUAUAGCACACAUUCCGUGUGCUAUAGCGUUGCUGGACGUCCUCAUGCUAUAAUGCUAUACCGAGGGACAUUGGCGCUGGAUACAGGUAAGUCACUGAAGGGGUUUUAACCCCUUCAGCAACAUGGGAUGGGGGGUGGGAGGGAGAGGGGACCUGCAGUGCCAGGAAAAAAGUUUGUUUUCCUGGCACUGGAGAGUCCCUUUAAUGUCUGUACAAAGCAGCUUUGUGUCCAUCUGGUAUUUUUACAUAAUUUGCAGACACCUGACAGUGAUUGCUUAGCUGAUAGUGCCGUGGCCAAGGGGUGCAGGCAAAGCGGAGUUAUUCACCUGAACAUGUCCUUGGCCACCCCCAUACUACUCCAGGAGCCAAAGUCAGUGCUGUACUCUGAGUGUUCAGGAGUAUAACACUGAGGUCUAUGGGGGCUACUAAGAGACUGCACGAACCUCCAAAGACAGGGGAUGGAGAUGGAUAGAUAUAUAUUAUAAAUGUAUUUAUUUUCCUCAGCAAUCACUAGUAACAGCUGAAGGUUUUACAGGGAUGGACAGCGUUAACCCCUCCUGCUUAUCAAGCAUAGGACAAAUAUGAACACAAGUUUGUGUCCUUACUUCGUCUUGGUAGAUCUUUUACAAAAACACAAUGUGCUGGCACUCAAUUAUGCAAGGUGCAGGUAUUCGAGAUUUAACCCCACAACAACCUCCUAAUCUAAAUCAAAAACAAAUAUGAAUACCGCACUCAAAACAAUUCCAGUAAAGUCUAAUCUUAUAUUUAAUUGCAAAGCUAUUUAUUAUAAUGAUAAUUCAUAAGUUCAUAAAGUCAAUCAUAGUAGAAUACAUUUCAAUCCUAUGUACAUAGAAUAUUUACAUAUAUACACACCAAAUCCUCCCUAUGUUAAAUUUUAAUGAGUUAUGUAUCUAUUUACAAUGUGUAAUGAUCCAAAAAAUGAAUGAAAAAGAUGAUCCCAAAAAAUUCAAAAAAAGGAAAAUAGUAAAAAAAUAAAAAUAAAAAAUAAAAAAAUUGAAAAGAAAAGAGGAAAAAAAGGAGAAAAAAGUGAAAAAAAUUAUAUAUCAUACAGUCCUGUUGUAUAAUAGUCCAAAAUAUAGUGCACUAUAUGCUUCAUAAGUCUAUGGAUAGAUCUCACCAAUGUAGAAGAUAGCUUUAAGGUAUGCUCAGUAGGAGGAUGAUGUCUGUAGAACGGAGAGGAACAGGGGCCAUCGAAGGGACAGGAACGUCCCUAGUCUGUAGAUGGUGUAUAAUGGAUGAGGGUGGAAAGACAAUCAAUCAUUUAGCAGAAUCUGGUCAGUAUGACAGGUCAUUCAAUGAUCCAUGGAAGUAGGCAAUCCUAGAAACGGGCUGAAAUGGGCUGCGCGCUCGGGACGUUCCUGUCCCUUCGAUGGCCCCUGUUCCUCUCCGUUCUACAGACAUCAUCCUCCUACUGAGCAUACCUUAAAGCUAUCUUCUACAUUGGUGAGAUCUAUCCAUAGACUUAUGAAGCAUAUAGUGCACUAUAUUUUGGACUAUUAUACAACAGGACUGUAUGAUAUAUAUAAUUUGUUUCACUUUUUUCUCCUUUUUUUCUUUUUUUAUCUUUUCUUUUCAAUUUUUUUAUUUUUUACUAUUUUCCUUUUUUUGAAUUUUUUGGGAUCAUCUUUUUCAUUCAUUUUUUGGAUCAUUACACAUUGUAAAUAGAUACAUAACUCAUGAAAUUUAACAUAGGGAGGAUUUGGUGUGUGUAUAUAUGUAAAUAUUCUAUGUACAUAGGAUUGAAAUGUAUUCUACUAUGAUUGACUUUAUGAACUUAUGAAUUAUCAUUAUAAUAAAUAGCUUUGCAAUUAAAUAUAAGAUUAGACUUUACUGGAAUUGUUUUGAGUGCGGUAUUCAUAUUUGUUUUUGGUAGAUCUUUUGCCAAAGUUGGAAUGUUGGUGAAAUACCGAAAACCACAACAUUAACCAACAUUGCCCAGUGUCAGCUGAACAGUGCAAUUAAAUAGUUAACAAAUUACACUAUUGCAGUUGCUAUAGCAUGGAUCCUCAAACUCCGGCCUCCCAGAUGUUGCUGAACUACAACAUCCAUGAUUCUCUGGCGCUCGAUGUAAUUCAAAGAAUCGGGGUAGUUCGGCAACGUCUGGGGGGCCGGAGUUUGAGGACCCAUGUGCCGUAGUGUGUGGAUUUUAAUUUUUUUUAAUUUUUUUUUUUUUUUCUCUACACUCACAAAAAUAAAUUUGUUUUCAAGGCAGAUGCAGAAGAAAAGACCAUUAGAAAACUUUGUGACACUUCGUAUUGAUUGCACAAUGUUAAAUGUGCUUUAAUUGCCAUGGAUAUUUAAUACGAUCCAUGCUCAAUUUAAUUGAAUAUAGUUAAUGAUGCAUUAUUUCUCAACCCCCAACCCCCCUCAUCCCCUGUACCCUAUUUUAUUUAUAUAUAUAUAUAUAUAUUUAUUUAUUUUUCUUCUUUCUUCUCUCCAGGAUAUUAAAGCUCUGGGUUACCAGCGUUUGCGGGUACUCAAGCAUAUUGAGAAGGUUGGUAACGCUUUGGGUAGGUUAGUCUAGUAUUGUGCUAACUUUGCAAUGUUAUCAGAAUAUGCUUAGAUGCACUUGGAAUGGAAAAAAAACCUGUAUAUUAUGGUUUUUAAAAUGCCUUCGACAUGGUGAGUUUAAACCUUGUUUUAUGGGUACAUCUUGCCUGGGCUUUAUACCCAGGAGAGCCCUGGUUUAUAUCAAACACUUUGACACCAACCUGGGAGACUACUCCCAAACACUAGUUGCACCAUAACCACUUCAAAAAGCUUUACUGGUUAUCCUAAUUUGAGUGUUCUGCUCCUUAGGGCACAGUUAUUGCAAGAAUGUUUUUUCUUCCUUUCUCCAUGCAACAUUUGCUAAGGGUUACAAUUGGGGAUGUUUGAAGAAUUCUUCCAGGAAUAAAACAGAAAUGGGAUAAAUUCAUGUCUCUUCUCCUAAAUUGCCAAUGUAUUAGAUGCACAGUUUAUUAAUUCAUCCUGCUUUAAACCAGGCAUCUCAAACCCAGCCCAUCAGAUGUGGGGAAGAGCACUAGAUUUUGCCAUCCCUGAUCGUGACCACUUACUCUAACAUAUGUUUUUUUUUUUUUUUGGUUUUUUUUUUAGGUGCUUGCUUAACAAAGCUAAAUAUUGGGGUUUUAUGCACCAGGGAAGCAAUUUCAUUUUAAUUUCAAACUACUGAAGAUAGUGUCAUUUUUAUAUCUUAUUUUUUUUUUUUUAUUUUAAAUAUGUUGAUAAACAUCAUUAAAUUAGGGGGUAGCUUUUUUUCUUAUUUUUAAUUUAAAAAAAAAAUUAAUUAUAAGUCAAUGUUGCCUACUUUCCCUUUUUAUAUUGAAGUUAUUCCUAAUGCUGCUAGAGGUAGAAGAGAUGGAGAGGAAAGUGCCACAUCUCUCUGACGAACAACACGUUCGAUUCCAGCAGAAACAGAACUACAAAGUAGAAAGACUGUACGAUGCCCUCAAGAUCGCAACAUGCAGUCCUGACGAGUGAGUGAACUGUAAUUGGUGCAUGAGCUGUAAUUAUCGUAAAGGAUAAAAAUACUUCAUGCCCCUGGAUGCUUUAUUUUUUAUUCUCCCAUCUCUCUUCUCUCCUUUCUGCCUUUAAAACUACAAUCAUCCCUCUAUAUUCUAUAUAUUGCUUGGAGCAAUAGAUCACCUCUAGGAUCUUUACAUUAACAAUCAAUGUACUGAUGUAAAGUUAUUCACAAUCCCUUACAGGUCAUUUUUAAAGCCUGAAUCCUUUCAGUUCUGAUCCAGAGAUGAGACAAAUUAAAGGGACAUGCAUCACUUGAUGACUAUUUAUUUUUAUUUCUUUAUCAGCAUGCAAACGCUCUUGACCCCUUAAGGACCAAACUUCUGGAAUAAAAGGGAAUCAUGACAUGUCACACAUGUUAUGUGUCCUUAAGGGGUUAAACAAACUUUUUUAUAAACUUGUUCAGAUUGCAUUGCUGGGCACAGCUCCUUUUGCCUUAACUUUGAGACUCCCUUUAAUUUCUCACUUGAGUGAGCAACCCUGAUAAUGUGGAGAGUGCUAUUCCUAUUUAAUGUCUGUGUGUGUGUUUAAACUAAUGCUUUCCUUUGCAGUGAAACAGAAAAUGCAUUCUUGCAGCUGUUACAAGUUGGCAAAGGCAAGAAACUAAUUGCGAGACUCCUUCCUUUUCUGCACAGUGAGCAGGCAGCACAGAUACUUCUCAUAGUUGUUCAACAUUUGUCUUUCCUUAUUAAGAAUGAUGUCACUGAAAAGGUAACCUUCUAGCCAUAAGCUCCUAUAUGACUGGUGCAAUAGUGCAAAUCUGUGAAUAAUGACUUUCUUCUUAUAGUCUCUACCAGUUCUCUAUGAACCUCUGACAGUUGUAAUAAAUGGGCUUGCGUUCUCUGAACUCAUUGGAAUCAUUCAAGAACUCACCCAACCUUUGCCAGAUUCUAAAGAUUUGCCACUAACUAUGGCAUUCAAGAACCAGGUAUGUAUGGAAAUAUUUAAUAGGUGUGCCAUUUAUAAGAACACUCUCUAGUUGCGAUGUUUAUAACAUUGGCAUGUCAAAAUCUUUAAGCUGGUUGUGAACAUACUCUAUUAUAAUUUUGCCGUUCAAUCAUGUGAUUUCUAUUCUUGUCCAAAAAUUGCAUCUGUCAUGUAUGUGUGCACUAUGAAAUUAAUGUAAACGUGGUUUUUUUUUUUUUUUUUUUUUUCUACCUUCUUCAGUUUGGGAUAUCUCUGUUGUAUUCUUUAUUGAGUCAAGGAGAGAGGCUGCUGUCAUCUGACACUCCGAUGGAACCCUGUAUUGGUGACUUUGAAAAAUGGUGCGAUGUUUCGCUUUCUGUUACAGUAUUACCACGUAAUUCAAUCUAUCAAUAUUAUGAAUAAUUCACAUGAUUUUCUAUAAUUCUAAAUGAUUAGAUAAGUGACAUUUUAAGUUCAUUGUAGGAGUCAGUGACAAUGUAAUGUGCAGUCAUUAGGAAGUGUAAUGAAUGAACUGUAAAGGAUUGGCCUAGCAAGUGUUUUUUUUGGGGGGGGGCAUCCACUGUGGCCCCACACCAAAACAAAAGUGUGGGACGAUUAUAAAACUUUAUAUUUUUUUUGUGUCAAAAAACCUUUCCAGAGUUAUUUUUAGAUUUUGCUAUAUUACUGGUUCUGCUCUGUUAUAUUUCUUGUCCUCUUUCCCAAAUCCGUUCUCUUCUCCGCUAUGUACUCAUUCACAGGAGAAAUCUAACCAUACUUUUCCUUUUAGCCCAUGACCUCCGAUUAAUCUUUUUAUAGUAUCUGUCCUGUCAAUAUAUACAGGUGAUCUUUCCAGUCAAUAAGCUAGCUAUUUACAACUUAAUAAGACAUUUUUCUAUAAUCCCAUUUUGAUCUCAAUGCUUUUAGUGAAAUGGAACGCUUCAUUUCCUACAGCCUGAGCUACUCACCACACGCCACCAUUGAUGGAUAUUGACACAUCUGUUUUUAAAAACGGCACAUCUGAACAUUCUGUGGUUACAAGAACACGGAGUCAAAAUGGAAGCUGGAGAUAAUUGCCCCCAAGCUUCAGACUUUUGCCAUGUGUGGAUUUAAUUUAUUUUUCGUCCUUCAUUUUUUGGCAUCCUAGCAAUAAAUUUCUUGGAAUUUAAAUUAAAAAUGAGUAAAUCACUCUUUCCAUUUUAGAUCGGACUAGUCCUGUCAAUAUUGAGAUCUUUGCCUCCCUGUUGUCAAAUUUGAGAGAGAAAUUCUUAAAACUGACCGAUAUAUAAGCAGCAUGUCUCAAUAAUAAUCUUUUUCUAUUUUCAGGACAGACACUGUGUUCUUGGUUGCAAAAGAACUUUCCCAUGUUUCAAAGUCCUCCAUGGUGGAACCACUUUUCUUACCUAGCAACUUGCUUUCGUUAUUUUGCCGUUACUUGGACAAACAGACUAUUCAUAAACUUGAGGACAAAAUGGAGUAAGUUUCCAAUGCAUAAACCUUCCUUCCCAAAAGUCACAUUGACCACAGAGUUUUUCAAUGGCAAACUUCCAGUAUUCCCAAAAAGUCAGGUAGUGUAAAGUAAACUGAAGCACACACUCUGCUGUUCUGGAGAACUGCAUGCCGAGAAUUGAGUGUGGGCAGGCAACAUAUAGUUUUACACAGGGCCUGUGCAAGUAAUUUUGGUUACACAGACAAAGAUGCAUUUUGCAGCCCUCUGCACUCUCCCCCCUGCCCCCGAAAAUAAAAUGCAUCUUUACCUGUGUCUUGUAACCUCAGUUUUGAAUUUCUUACCCUCUUGAGUGUAUUUUAUUCCCCCUUUUAAUGUCUUACACCCUCUUGUGUGUCUUUCUCCACCCAAGCCCCUUUGUGUGUCUUCCUUUCCUCCAGCCCCUUUUUGUGGCUUUCUCCCCCCCCGUGCCGUGUGUGUGUGUGUUUUUUUUUUUUUAUUUUUUUUAUUUUUUUUCAUAUGCCAAAUAGACAUAGAUAUAUAGCGGCACACAGUCAUACCAAUCUACACGUAAAAGUACGUCAUACAAACACAUUCAGACUCGAUCAUACAGCGCAGGGGUCUUUGCAAAUUUAGGGGGUGUAGUGGGGUGAUGGAUAUAGUUUGAGGGACGUGUAGUAGGGGAGUUAGGAGCUGUGGCGGAGGGGGACCGCUGCAAGAGAGGGGCUGUGUGUGGGGGCGGCAGGAGCUUUAGAGGAGGGGGUGGGGGCAGGAGCUGAUAGGGGGGGGACGACAGGAGUUGGCACUAGUAUUUUUAUUUAUAUAGCGCCAUCAAAUUCAGUAGCGCUGUAAAGGAGGGGCACAGGGGCUGUGGUGGGGGCUUAGGUGCAUAGGGGUAGUGCUGGGGCUGCUUUUAAUAAAAAUAAAAAAAAAUCUUAAGUGUAUUUUCCCAUUCCCUCCCAAAGUUUACCUUGGGCCAGGGAGGGAGGGUCAGGAUUUGGAGCCUACUGCAGUCUGUAGCCAGUAAAGUAGGCAAGCCCCUCCUGAUGAUGUCAGGAGGAGGGGGCUCUUCUCCCAGACUCCCCAGAGGUCUGGGAGAAGAGCAGUGGAUGUCAUGCCCCCUCCUCCUGACAUCAGGAGGUGCCGGCCGACUCCACUGACUGCAGGGAGUGAGAGGUAAGUUGAAAAUUCCAGGUCCCCAGCCAGAGGCAGGGGAUUCAGAUUUUUGCACCCCCCUGCUCUGGCGCCCUAAGGCAGCCGCUUGUGUUGCCUUAUGGACACGCCGGCCCUGGUUCUACAGAUGUAUUUGGAAAUCGAUAUACAAUUGCUAACAAUUCGGAUAGCACAAGAAAUAGAUGUAGUCCCAAUUUAACAUGGUAAACAGUACAUUAAAGAAACCCUAUAGUGUUAGGAAUACAAAGAUGUGUUCAUAACACUGAAGUAUGUGUUUGAUCCUAAAUUUAAGUUUAAACCUCUUUCACCCCCCCACCCCCAUAUGAGCAUGAAAUGGAAUUAAGGGGAGUAUUAACAGUGUUUUUAAUCAAUGCUGAGGUCUUUUUGCACUCCUCUCACAAUGUCAUGCUGAUGGAGAACUUAAAAGAUGCUGGGCGUCCUCGUGCAUGAGGACUUCUAUAGUUUCACGAAGUUCUGUGAAAAUCCAGAAAGUGCCUCUAGUGGCUGUCUUCAAAGCAGCUGCUAGAGGUUCUCUUAACCCUGCAAUAUAAACCUUUCUGAAGCUGCAAUGCUUUCAUUUGCAGGGUUAGGGAGACUGACACUGUAUCCAGACCACUUCAUAAGAUGAAGUGGUCUGGAUGCCUAUAGUGUCCCUUUAAAUGUAAUUGAAGGCUAAUAUCUCAAUGUCCAGAUUCUGAAUGCCUUCCGAGGAUGUUGCAUUAAUUAUGAUAAUCUUGGGACAUUUGGACUUAAAUUAAUAAUUCCGAUACACAGUAUUCUAAAAAUGCAUGGCCUAACAAAACACUGUGUAGCACUGGAUGUGGUUGGUUUGAUGGUUUUUCAUUUUUUAUUUUUAUUUUUUAAGACCUUUGUAAUCUGCAUAGUGUUUUCAGCAUUCUUGUGAUAUCAAAAUCUUUCAGUAUUUUUUGUUAACUUUUUUUUUUUUUUUAUUUUGUUUUAGCUGUCCGAAAAUACCAUUAUAUGCAGCUGACCCUUCAUGA